Messenger RNA from Paramacrobiotus metropolitanus, 2450 nucleotides. RefSeq names its product cyclic nucleotide-gated cation channel alpha-3-like. Gene Ontology annotation, cellular component: plasma membrane; intracellular cyclic nucleotide activated cation channel complex. The transcript has 9 exons. The coding region runs from base 604 to 2373 and encodes 589 amino acids. Lineage: Eukaryota; Metazoa; Tardigrada; Eutardigrada; Parachela; Macrobiotidae. The record is from RefSeq and is a predicted model, not a curated record. Gene Ontology annotation, molecular function: voltage-gated potassium channel activity; intracellularly cAMP-activated cation channel activity; protein-containing complex binding. Gene Ontology annotation, biological process: potassium ion transport; monoatomic cation transmembrane transport.
UGAAAUUGAAACCCUUCUCGGCGCAGACCAGCCGACAAGUGAAAUCGGAGUCUCCAUUCCCAACUCCCUUCCCAACCAUGGGACAAAGUAUUACUUUCGCAUCCCUGAACGCACGUACCUGUAUAUACUUUGCAGCAUGCAUGAUUUGUUUGGACGACAGGUGGUUUUUAGCAGUUGCAAGUCUGGCUUCUCUUUCAGCUGACUGACAUCCUUAAGUGAAAACUGAUGUAUUAAACUUCUGUGCCCGCGUAGGCGUUUAAAAUUAGUUUGUAUCAGUUUUCCGAAAGUCACUAUGAUGCCAAGGACAUGCUAAGGACACUAACGGCUCUUUUUUAUGACGCUGUCUUCCAACCGGCCAUUACUGUGCUUUUCGCAUUACCUUACAUUUUUUACCUGUUUUCGACGGAAGUCUACAAAAAAACCCUCUAAUUCUAUGCAUGGCAUGUAUAUUCCAAGACUUUCGUGAUGACCUUUGCUAUGGAGCUAUAAAUUUUUUACGAAAAUCGUAUCAAAUUAAUCUUUGUCGGCAACUUUGAGAACUGUAUUGAGUUUGGUUAAACAUUUUAAGGUAAUCGAAAACUGCCGCAAUACAAACUAGAAAAAAUGGGGCGCCGGAUGUCGUACGUGAUCAGUACGCUGUCGACUAAUGCUAUGCUCGUCAACCAUGCGCCAAAACCGUUUGAUCCAGAUGAUUUGUUGAAGGAUCCCAUGCAAAUCUGGUGUUUCAGGUUUCGCCCAGAAUGGAUGCUUGAUCCUGAAAGCAUACUAUAUUACCGAUGGUCGUUUGUUGUAUUUGUCGCCAUUUUCUAUAAUAUCCUGGUCAUUAUUCCUCGUUCUGUCUUUGACGAACUGGAUGAUGCGACGUACCUUCCUUAUUUCCUGACGGCCGACUACUUGGCAGAUCUGAUAUACUUUGUGGAUAUUUUUGUACGCAUGUUAACAAGUUAUCUGAAGGAAUCUGACGGAAUAUACAUCCGCCAACCGCGUAAACUCAUGCGGCACUGGUUGAAAUCAUGGCUAGGAAAAUUUGACCUUAUCAGUCUGAUCCCGACCGAUAUAGCAUUUAUUUGGGUUGGAGUAAAUGUCCCAUAUACUAUCAUCAGGCUAAACCGGGUCCUGAAAUACGGAAGAAUUAUAGAAUUCACCAGGUUGACAGAGAGCCGGCUGAAUGCAGGAAGCUGGUACAGAUUGUUUAUCUUACUAUCCAAUUUCCUCGUUCUCAUUCACUGGAAUGCAUGUUUCUUUUAUCUGAUAUCAGCGCGAGCAGGGUUGGAUUCCGAUGAAUGGGUCUAUCCAGGAGAAAAUGGAAAAAAACUGGAUCAUAUAAGCAUGAACACAGGGGAUGGACACGCAAAAGAUCCGUUGUUGACGAAAUACAUCAUCUGCUUCUAUAGAUCACUACACACGUUGACCAUGAUCGGUAUAGUAGAGCAACCGCAAUAUCCAGGAGAGUUACUCUUCAUGGUGGGGAGUUUAUUGGUAUCCGUAAUGUUGUUUUCCCAAAUACUCGGAAACGUAUCCAGAACGAUUAUCAAUCAGGAUAUUCAUGGGAUGGAGUUCCGCACCAACAUAACCAGUGUUAAGGCGUAUAUGGAGAUGCGCAAUAUUGGCGAAGCGUUAAGAAAACGAAUAAUAAAUCACUUUGAGCACCAAUGGGUCACACGUGAAACAGUUGACGAAAGAAAAACUCUGACCUGUUUGCAUGACAAGCUGGAAUCGGAACUGUCAAUUCAAGUCCACCUGGAAACUAUGAAACGAGUACGAAUAUUCCAAGGCGUCGAACCUGGAUUACUAAUGGAUCUCGUUAUGAAACUCAAGCUGCAGGUUUUCCUUCCGGGUGACUACGUCUGUCGCAAAGGUGACAUUGGUCGGGAAUUGUACAUCGUCAAGCGCGGUUGUUUGUCGGUAGUGUCCGAUGAUGGAGAAACGGUUUUCGCCACCAUAGGAGAGGGCUCCGUGUUUGGUGAAAUCAGUAUCCUGAAUAUUGCCGGCAUCAAAUCGGGCAACCGACGGACCGCCAAUGUGCGCAGCAUUGGCUACUCUGAUUUGUUCUGUCUUUCAAAAGAAGAUUUGUGGGAAUCACUGGGAGACUAUCCGGAAGGGCAAAAGAAAAUGGUAGAACUGGGUAAACAACUGCUGAUCAAGGACAACCUUCUUGACACGGAGGCAGCUGAACAAGCGGAACGCCGGAAAAAUGCCUUCUUAAACAAGCUGGAUAAUGUUGAGGCCAAGAUCGAAAACAUUCAGAUACGAUUUGCUAGUCUGGUAGCGGAACGGGCGGCUGCAGUACAGAAAUUAGAAAAACGUCUUGCUAGAAUUGAUAAAAUGAUGAGAUUGCAAGGGGUUAUACCGGAAGAGGCGGUAGUAUGCUAAAUUUUUUACUGAAGCAAAUUAUUCUGAAAAAAUACACUGCUAACACCUAUUGUCAGCAUAAAAUUAAAAAAUUAAAA